CCGAUGGGAGGAGGCUCUGGGGCUUUGCGGUCGGAGUGAAGGCUCAGCCGCGGUCAGCGUUUUCUCUCACCCGAUCCACGCUUCUUGGGUUCAGCUCGGACUUGUGCAAACACACCUGCGGAUUUUCUCUCCAGAGAGGAGGCGACGCAGGGAAGGAAACCGACCAAAGCGACAUCCAGUGAUGAGCGGCUGCGUUUGUGGCUUCAGAUACGAUACGUCGGGACAUUCUGGAUGAACGAAACGUCUCAGAUCCCCUGCUGUGAUGGAGAAUCCCAGCCUGCUGUCCCUCGCUGUGGCUUUGUUGGCUUUCCUGAGCUCAAGUUCCACAAAACUGACACCCAGAGUUUCCUUCCCUACGGGUAUUCCUGGAAGACAUCUCACUCGCUUCAGUGGCCAUGAUGUCAGCAACACCACCACACUGCUGCUCAGUGACAGUGGAGACAUGCUGUAUGUCGGAUCCCGGAAUGCUGUGUUAGCACUGGAUGUUAGCCACAAGGAUGCUAUCAUACUGAGGAGUAAGCUGGACUGGAGCCCCUCAGAGAAAGACAUUGAGCAAUGUUCCAUGAAAGGCAAGAAAAUGGCUGACUGCCCCAAUUUCAUCCGUGUUCUGCAGUUCUUUAACACCACCCACAUCUAUGCCUGUGGAACGUUUGCCUUCAGUCCACGAUGCACCUACAUUAACUCUGAGACAUUGACAAUGAGCCUCAAGGCGGAUGAAGGACGGGGUCGCUGCCCCUAUGACCCCUACCAGCGCAACACUGCUAUCAUCGUAGAUGGAGAACUUUACACGGGGACGGUGGCAGACUACAGGGGGAACCGGCCAGUUAUCUCCCGUCACCUAGGCGAAGGCCGCCGCCUGGACCUCAAGUUGGAUGAUACGUUAGGAUGGCUGGAGGAUCCAACCUUCAUCAGUUCCAGCUUUAUUCCCGACGAGGAGAAAAUCUACUUGUUCUUCAGUGAAGUGGGCCGAGAGUAUGACUUCAUCGACAAAUUUAUUGUUUCUCGCGUCUCUCAGAUCUGCGUGAGUGAUGUUGGAGGUCAGCGGACUCUGCAGCGACGCUGGACCACUUUUGCCAAGGCUCAGCUGUUGUGCCAGGCUGACAGUGAGCUGCCCUACAACGUGAUCCAAGACAUAGACACCCUCCCACCAGCAGAGGGAGCGCCUGCAGAUGACACACUCUUCUAUGGCCUCUUCACCUCCCAGUGGUCUGUCAAUUCUGGACGUUCAGCAGUGUGUUCAUUUCGCCUGACCGACAUCAAAUCAGUUUUCUCUGGUAACUACAAAGUCCUGAACCGGGACACGUUGCAGUGGAGCACACGUGUUCAAGAAAAGGUUGCAAAUCCAGGAGAGUGUGGACUGCACAACGCAUCUGACAACGCCCUGCGCUUUGUCAAAGAAAACUUCCUGGCAGACGAGAGUGUGCGUCCAGUUGGAAGACGUCUGACUAUGUUAUCUUCUGAGCACGACUACAGCCAUCUGACCGUUCAGAGAGUCCAGGCCGCCAACAGCAGAGACUACACGGUCCUGUUCCUGCUUACAGAGUCUGGUUACCUACACAAAGCUGUCCUUCUACAAAGUGGGGCCCACAUCAUAGAGGAGGUGCAGGUUUUUGAGCAGCCUCAACCUGUCAAGAGUCUGAAGCUCUCCAUACCCAAGGGAAUGAUAUAUGUUGGCACAUCUGAGGGUGUAGUACGAGUUCCAACAGCCAACUGCUCUUUCUACUGGACCUGUCCUCAGUGUGUUCUUGCCCGAGACCCCUUUUGUGGCUGGGACCCUGUCAGCAGGGCCUGUGUGGGGGCCUCCAACAGCCGGACCAGCCUAUGCCAGGACAUAGACAGAGGAAAUGUUAAAGAGGCAUGCAAGACAGUUUCAAUUACGCAUAGAGACCGAUUUGGUCCAAACAAACUGCCUGCAGGAGAACUGGUGUCUGUGUCCCUGAAUGAAGUGGUACGGCUACAGUGUCCUGCAGCUUCGCAGCUCUCCCAGCAGCUCUGGGAGCGUCCAAACAGCCGGCUGCCUUCAGACUUGUACCUACACCUGGAGGAUGGGAGUCUGAGCUUUGUGGCAUCCCCCGCCACACUGGGUCAUUACCUCUGCCUGUCCACUGAGAACGGCUACCAACAAACUAUGGCCAUCUUUCAUGUCAAACAGAAGAGCACCCCCUUGACUCAAAUUCCAAACAUCUACACCUGGCCUGAGGCCCAUCGCAUAGCCACCACAAAGAGUGUGGCCAGGACAGGUCCUGAACUACACACCUCUGUGGGGACCUGGCCUAAAACAAUAGAAACAAGACAAGGAGAGACUGAGGAAACAUUGUCUAGCAGUCAAGUCACCACCAGACUACGGAGCAGAAACGUGACCCUGUUGAGAGAGGAAUCUUGGCAGAGAGAGCCAGACUUCCGGGACGGAGAGCCCCUCCUGUUGGCCCAAGGCCCCUGCUACCUUAAGGAGCUAGUGGUUGUUUCAGUUCUGCUGGUGCUCUGCCUCAGUCUGCUAAUAACCAUGCUUCUGUAUGGCAGCAGACAGCGCUGUCACAGUCAAACGGCCCCGCAGCCAGUAACUCCAACUAGAGAAUGUGACAGAAGGACCCCUGUGGAGCAGGAGGCUCUCAAGGGGAAUAGUUUUCUGAGCAAACACAGUGGACAUGCUAGUGGACUUGUUUGUAAUGGGGUCCUUUCAGGCUCUAAUGGGCAUUUGCCUAACACCCCUAUCUGAACAGUCUCAGAUGAGAUCAGAGGUGAGGAAAGGACAUCCAAGGUACCAGAAUUACCAGGGUUCAAGCUCAAUGGGAGGCUCUGGUUACACAGCCAACGAAGACAGUUCAAACACUGUGGACUCACAGGUAAGAUCUAGAUCUAAUAGGACGAAAGACAAUCUGUUGGACACCAAUGCAGACGCAUGACUGUUGAAAUGGAACUUUUAAUUGUUACCAAACACUAAAACACAUGUCCACUGUUCUGUCCUCAAUUGUUUGCGUUUUCAGCUACGACAAUCACAACCACUUGAACUUGAAGGUACUUGCUGAUCCAAUAUAGCUGGUACUUUAAACAUUUUUUAUAGACCAUCGAGGGUUUGAUGCAAAACCACUGACUGCCACAUAUAUGCCAUAUACUGUAUAUAAUAUAUAUGUAUGUAUGUAUAUACAGUUUUAUGGGACCAUUGCAUUUUCAAGAAUGCUAGAUAAUGGAGUAAUUGGUCAAAUAUUGUGAACUGAGGUUGUAUUUGGUACUUAUGGUAAGUAUAUGUCAUAUAGUUUGGAGAAACAGACAGUAUUAGGAGCUAGGGAACUAAGCAAUGUACUUCUGCAAAGAGGUAGUAGCAAAACUUUUUUAUUCACCAAAAUCAAUAUUUUGAAUAUCUGGUGGCAGGGAACUGAACUGAAAGAGAAACUUUUAUAUGGACUUUUUCUUUUUCAUGUGGCUAUUAAGAAAGUAAAUUUCACUUCAGUUCCGUUCUAACAAUUUUCUGAUUACUGCAUACAGUGAAACUGAUUUCACUUUUAUUUUAGGUGUCUAAAAUACAUUUUGCUGUAGCCUCUGUCCACCACAUUGCUUUGUGCUCCUGUUUUUAUCUCCAAACUCGCAAGCAUCACAACUAUCUAAGAGAUCAAUGCUCAUCAAACAUCUCAGAAUCAAACAUUACACAGACAGAUUGACCAGAUAUUCCUGUUAAUGCGACUCAGCUAAUGACGAAUAAUAUAUUUAGAGACUUUGAACUUAGGUUCUAAAAGGCCAAUGAGUUAGGAUCAGUGGACUUAUCUUUUCUUUUUUGGAUGGUGGUAUCACACACAUAAUAGGAACACGCUUUGGCUAUAGUUCACGUGAUGCUUAUUUCCUUUGCAUCAUACACACUGGGCCAUUUGGACACAGUAAACAUGUCUCCAUAACCUGUGGUGACACAAUGCACAACUCAGUGUUUUUACAUGCAGUUCAAUAAAGAGGAUACUGUCAGCUUU
This is a messenger RNA of Gasterosteus aculeatus aculeatus (three-spined stickleback), 3956 nucleotides long. It is a transcript of the gene sema4ab, whose product is annotated as sema domain, immunoglobulin domain (Ig), transmembrane domain (TM) and short cytoplasmic domain, (semaphorin) 4Ab. Gene Ontology annotation, biological process: axon guidance; neural crest cell migration; positive regulation of cell migration. Lineage: Eukaryota; Metazoa; Chordata; Actinopteri; Perciformes; Gasterosteidae. The record is from RefSeq and is a predicted model, not a curated record. Gene Ontology annotation, molecular function: semaphorin receptor binding; chemorepellent activity. Gene Ontology annotation, cellular component: plasma membrane.